UUUUGUGAAUCCCGAGUUCACAUGGGUAAACACGAAGUCUGUGAGGAGCGCUGAAGCUCUCGGGCACGUUUUACCGCUGAAAGAGUGAUAUGAGACCUUAAAGCUCUGCUGUCCGGGAUCAACAUGGCUCACAUCACGAUCAAUCAAUACCUCCAACAGGUGCUGGAGGCCAUUGACACAAGGGAUGGAGUGUUCUGUGCAGAGCUGCUGUCAUUCAAACACCCACAUGUAGCCAAUCCUCGUUUGCAGCUUUCCAGUCCGGAGGACAAGUGUCAGCAGGUGCUAGAACCUCCUUAUGAUGAGAUGGUUGCUGCACAUCUCAGAUGCACGUAUGCUGUGGCUAACCAUGACUUUGUGGAGGCAUACAAAUGCCAGACAGUUGUGGUCCAGUCAUUUUUGAAAGCUUUUCAAGCACACAAAGAGGAGAAUUGGGCUUUGCCUGUGAUGUUUGCUGUAACUCUUGACCUGCGAAUAUUCGCCAACAAUGCGGAGCAGCAGCUGCAGAAGAAGGGCAAAGGGAAGGUGGGAGACAUGCUGGAGAAAGCAGCCGAGCAGCUGAUGAGCUGCUUCCGAGUGUGUGCCAGUGACAAUCGUGCUGGCAUUGAUGACUCCAAGAAGUGGGGGAUGUUGUUCCUUAUCAACCAGCUGUUCAAGAUCUAUUUCAAGAUCAAUAAGCUGCAUCUCUGUAAGCCUCUAAUCCGGGCCAUUGACAGCUCCAACCUGAAGGACGACUACAGCAUGGCCCAGAGAGUCACUUACAAGUACUACGUGGGCCGCAAGGCUAUGUUUGACAGCAACUUCAAACUGGCGGAAGAGUACCUGUCCUUCUCCUUCCAGCACAGCCAUCGCUCCUGCCAGAGGAACAAGCGGCUCAUCCUCAUCUAUCUACUGCCUGUCAAGAUGCUGCUAGGCCACAUGCCAACGACCCAGCUGCUCAAGAAGUAUGACUUAAUGCAGUUCACAGAUGUUACCAAGGCAGUGAGUGAGGGCAACCUGUUGUUGUUGAAUGAAGCUCUUGCCAAGCAUGAGACGUUUUUCAUCCGCUGCGGUAUCUUCCUCAUCCUUGAGAAGCUGAAGAUCAUCACCUACAGGAACCUUUUCAAGAAAGUGUAUCUUCUGCUAAAGACACACCAGCUGCCUCUAGAUGCGUUCUUGGUGGCGCUGAAGAUGAUGCAGGUGGAGGAGGUUGACAUUGACGAAGUUCAGUGCAUCCUGGCCAAUCUCAUAUACAUGGGUCACAUCAAAGGUUACAUCUCCCACCAGCACCAAAAGUUGGUUGUCAGUAAGCAGAACCCCUUCCCUCCAUUGUCCUCUGUGUCUUAAAUGCCAUCGCUUCGAAAAGACUGAACCUGGAACAACAACCCUCCACUAACAUCAACUUCUGCUGCAUUUACGUAUUCCUGGUAUUACUGUCAUUUUGAGCUCCUAAUUACAAAUGUUCAAAAGUUUUUUUUGUAAUCCAAUUGAUAAAAGUUGGAUGCCUGUGACUAAAAGCUUUGAGAACCAUG
Messenger RNA from Colossoma macropomum (tambaqui), 1508 nucleotides. RefSeq names its product PCI domain containing 2 (gene pcid2). NCBI's taxonomy places the organism in Eukaryota, Metazoa, Chordata, Actinopteri, Characiformes, Serrasalmidae. Bases 124 to 1323 code for a protein of 399 amino acids. Gene Ontology annotation, cellular component: transcription export complex 2. Gene Ontology annotation, molecular function: double-stranded DNA binding; RNA binding. The record is from RefSeq and is a predicted model, not a curated record. The transcript has 15 exons. Gene Ontology annotation, biological process: transcription elongation by RNA polymerase II; post-transcriptional tethering of RNA polymerase II gene DNA at nuclear periphery; poly(A)+ mRNA export from nucleus.